Impatiens glandulifera is the source of this 1377-nucleotide messenger RNA. RefSeq lists its product as uncharacterized. The coding region runs from base 226 to 1098 and encodes 290 amino acids. The transcript is spliced from 3 exons. The record is from RefSeq and is a predicted model, not a curated record. Lineage: Eukaryota; Viridiplantae; Streptophyta; Magnoliopsida; Ericales; Balsaminaceae.
UCUCUCCCAUAAUCUCUCUCUCUCUCUCUCUCUCUCUCUCCUUUCCGAUCGUUGCAUUGCUAGGGUUUUGAUUUCAUCUAUUGCAAGAGUUUGAUUUCUAAGAAACAGUGAAUCGUUGCUUGAUUUGAUCUCAGAUUUCUAAGAAACAGUGAAUUGUGAAGAUGAAGGAAGAUUAUAGCUGAGAGUUUUCUAUAUAAGUCUUUAAUUUAGAUAUAUAUACUGAAAAUGGCAUCACCUGUUCCGGCGAAGUCUCAGACGUUGCUUAGUUUCUCUUUACCGCAAUGGAAACUCACGAAGAAUCAUACGAACAAUCAUCAUCGUGGUCGGAGGGCAACAGACUCGUCACUUCAGCAAUUACCGCUGUCUGAUUCGGUACAUCGACAAUCGCCUGCGAGGAUUCAAUCUCCGUUGAUUGAUUCCGUCUAUCGUCAAUCUCCGAUUCGAGACUCUGCAUCUGAGACGGAAUCUAGCCUCGCGAAUCAAGAGAAUCGGAAGAAGUCGGUGUCUAAUGGAAGGAAGAAUGGAUCUUUGGAGUCAUCUCCGGAUCACUCGAAAGUAGAUAAACAAUCGUUUGUGUUAGAUGUUGAUAAAACUGUGGCGAAGGAGUCACGAUCGAAGAUCUAUAUACGGGUUCGGUCUAACUCAAACAAUAAACCUGAUGAAGUUAAUGAAGAAGGGAAAACGGUGUUAGAAGAAGGGGAAUUGGAAGAAACAUUGCCGAAAACGUGGAAUUUGAGACCUAGAAAGCCAGUCCGUAAGCAAUCCAAUUCUCCCCGUGCUAAUUCAUCACUUGGAAGAACAUCAUCGCCGGAUAAUCAUAAUAAUAAUAAAUCUCAGUCGCCACAGAUGUCCUCCAAGCGCAGCAAUCAUCAAGAAAUUACAGAGAAGAAGUACAAGAAGCAGAAGUUUUCCAUAUCGCUCUCUCGCGAUGAGAUUGAAGAAGAUAUCUUUGCUAUGAAUGGAUCUAAACCUGUAAGAAGGCCAAAGAAGAGAUCUAAGACUGUUCAGAGACAACUCGAUAGUAUCUUUCCUGGUUUGUGGCUGACUUCAAUAACCCUAGAUUCAUACAAAGUCCCUGAACAUCCAUCAAAGGUCUAGCUUCUGAGUUCUUUCUGCUUAAUUCUAUUAUAGGAAGAAGAUCUUGACAGAAUUUGAGACUGAAAAACAGCUGGAUUGAGAAAUAAUCUCUCUUCUUUUGUUAACUUGCUUAUAUAUAUAAGCUUACAAUCAUCAUCUUAAUGAAUUUUGGUUAGGCUGGAAAAACUUUCUUAUAAUGUUUCUUACCUUAUUGAAGUUGUUGCAGAUGUAAGUAUAUAUGUACUGUUUUAUGGCUUAAUAAAAAUGUCUCCCUUGGAAACAAUCAAAUCAUUUCUUUUG